UGGUUCAAAAAAUUGGUUGAGGAUUAUGAAAAAGAAGUUGGUGAUGGUGUUGGUGAUUAUGAUAAUGAUAAUGAUUAUGAUAAUGAUUAUGAUAAUGAUUAUGAUAAUGAUUAUGAUAAUGAUUAUAAUAAUGAUAAUGAUUAUGAUAAUGAUUAUAAUAAUGAUUAUGGUGAUAAUGAUAAUGAUUAUGAUGAUAAUGAUUAUAAUUAUGAUGAUAAUGAUUAUAAUUAUGAUGAUGAUCAUCAUCAUAUAAGUGCACAUCAACAAGGAAAACACCCAGAAGACUUACUUGCAUUAAAUAAAAUAUCUAAUCAACCGUUAUCGAAAUACAAAAAGAACAAAUUAAUAACAACAAUGUGGAUAGAGAUACAUAUGAUGAUAUUAGAAGAAUGUAAAGAGGAGGAAGUUCAAUUGAA
Molecule: messenger RNA, 416 nt
Organism: Plasmodium reichenowi
Lineage: Eukaryota; Apicomplexa; Aconoidasida; Haemosporida; Plasmodiidae
Product: surface-associated interspersed protein 4.1 (SURFIN 4.1)
Exons: 1
Source: RefSeq, a predicted model, not a curated record